This is a messenger RNA of Coniophora puteana RWD-64-598 SS2, 1882 nucleotides long. RefSeq lists its product as uncharacterized. The record is from RefSeq and is a predicted model, not a curated record. The transcript is spliced from 8 exons. NCBI's taxonomy places the organism in Eukaryota, Fungi, Basidiomycota, Agaricomycetes, Boletales, Coniophoraceae. Bases 1 to 414 code for a protein of 137 amino acids.
AUGCCUGCUCCUGGACCUUUACACCUCACUCCCGCUUCCAACGCUGUCACGGCCCAUCCAUCGUCGAUCAACAAUGCCAUUACCCUCUCACCCCGAACUGUACUGUCCUUCCUUUCCCGUCUGUGUCCUAUGGCUUCCUCCACCAACGACUUCUACAUCACCUCGCCCUCUGCACACCGUUCUCUCGCUCUCUCGCUCGUGUCGCCACAGCAGUCCCGCGCUCCUCACACAUCAGCCAGGGAGAGUCACCUGCUACCGCUGUAUCGCUGUAGCCCUAGCUUCGAUACAUUCCUAACAAGCGCCCACGUUCCGCCCAACCUUGCAUCCACGUCGGAUAUGCCUCUGCGCGCCGUCUCAGCAGAAUCAGCUUCCCUUCGCAGAUCAGAUAUGGGAGAUAGUUAUCUGGAGUUUUAGGGCAAAAAGAGAGAGAUGACGAGGUCGUGAUGGACGUGGCCAGGACUUGACAUACUACAACGUGUCGUACGCAACGUAGCCUGACGCAAUUUAAUGCGCUUUGCGAGCGCUUCACCCAUAGCACCAGCUCUUCGAAUUAUCCACUCAGCCAGUCCUGGAUGUCCCUAUGGGAGCGUCGAAAUACAACUUCGCAUCUAUCGUUGCUCUGAUCUACUUUGUACUUCCCGCUUGCCCCCAGACGUCUCAAUCUUACGGUGCAUGCAUAUCCCUGAGUCGGACUUUGCCCUUCCGCAGCGGACCAAUGCGCGUUAUCCUGGUAGCUUGUCGGUCGUCUUACAUUGACGCUGAUUCCAAGGAAGCUUACUGUCCAAAAACGGCGAGGUACCAACCAGCGCGGUCCCUCAUUGAGAGCUAAAGAAGAGGAGUGAGUUGCGUGCGAGGACAUCACAACGUGCGGGCGGGGGAGUAUGCGGCCGUUUUCACCAAGGUGCGCUUCACACGCACUGCAUGCGGAGAUGGACGUUCUGCUGCCAUGCGCUGGGACGUAGAUGGAAGAUCGAGCAACUGUAUGUAUCCGUUCUCAUCAGGGCUUUCUGCGAACGGCAUACCAUCGGCCGUGCGUACAUGGACGAGGAUACCGUGAAAAGCCCGGUAGUGCUACCACUUGGUUGGCUGGACGAAAUCUCGUUGGUAGCAAAACCGCUCAAGGCCACUUCGUGACUCGGACUGCCUGUUCAUACUCCAUGCAUCGCGCUCACCCCCAAUCGCUGAGGUCUAGCGCUCUUUCCGGGCCAAAGACUCGCCUCUGCAUGUAACUCGGCAUCUUCCCGAGCUCACCAUGUGCAAUCCGGGAUACUCUGUUCAUGCGCGAGGCUGGUCGAGCACAUGGCUCUAUGAGACUUGGGCGACACGCUCGACGCCUCCCUCAAAGCUAGCCAGCCAUUUAUACCAUCGCGGGUUGCGACGGCAAGCAUCGUCAAAACAAAGUGUCGCCACGGAGGAGACGUUUGGGUAUAUAGUGACACAUCGCGUUGGCGCAACGCACAACGGGUUCCUUAGAUGCCGAAACUCACAACUCGAUCGGGUGGGCGAAGCGCGUGGCACUCGAGAGCCGCACAUUAUAUGAUAGCCGCUUUUGCUCGAUUGAGUUCAGCGACAUUCGGUUAUCCGCACUUGCCAAGAUACUGUGGGCGAGGUGGGAGAUGUAGCACUUUGGAGGUCAUGAAUGAACCCGUGUAGGCCUGAAUUCGGCAAACUACGCUUACGUAGCUCGACGGUGUCUCGUAUGCUCUGUGCUGAAAGACUUCGCUUUGAAAGACUGUCUAGAGUUAAUGGCUCAAGGCUUGCAUCGCACUAGGGAGGUUUUGACCUUUGUAUAUGUUUAUCAAUGCGGAAGGCUUCACUUGCUGGCGUAAUGAUUAUGUAUUGGCAUCCGGAGAGAACUAACAAAGAAGGAGCAUGAACUCAG